AUGGGUGGCCCACCAGGAGUGAGUAAAAUGAUACGAAAAGCAAUACCUCAACACAAAUCAGGACCUGUCAUCGCAGUCAAGUUCAUCAACAAAGACCACGCCUUCAAAGCCGGACGAUUACGACCCAAACAGCUCCAGAUCGAGCUGUCACUCCACAAAAACGUCUCGCCUCAUCAUAACAUCAUCAAAUACAUUCACCAUGGCGAAGAUGAGCGGUGGGUGUGGCUGGCACUCGAGCUGGCCGAAGGUGGGGAUCUGUUCGACAAGAUUGAGGCGGACGAAGGAGUGGGAGAGGAUGUCGCACACUUCUACUUCACACAGCUCGUGAGCGCGAUUAGCUGGUGUCAUGGAAAGGGCGUGGCGCAUCGAGACAUCAAGCCAGAGAAUAUGCUAUUGAGCGCAGAAGGGGAUUUGAAACUCGCAGACUUCGGCUUGGCUACACAAUUCCUCGAGCCCAAAACCGGCAACAGGAAGGUAUGUGGCAUGGUCUGUGGCAGUCCACCAUACAUCGCGCCUGAGAUCAUUGCAGUCGGCAACACGAACCAGAAGCGCAAGAAUGGCGAAGACAAGGUAGGCUACGAUCCAGAGAUCGCGGAUGUCUGGUCGUGCGCGAUCGUGCUGUUCGUGUUGCUCAUCGGUAACACUCCAUGGGACUCACCUGUCAUGGAGGAGAGCUAUGAAUAUCACGACUACGUCACCUCGAAGGGCAGGCCAAGCGAUGAGCUCUGGCAGAACGUACCUGCAGAAUCGCUCAGCCUUGUGCGCGGCAUGCUCAACACAGAUCCUAAAGAUCGCUUCACACUCGACACUGCCAAAAAGCACCCAUGGUACACAAGACCGAAUGAACACAUCAACCACAAGGGGCGAGCAGCCAAUCCGGUAGCACUUGCGACGCAGAUGCUCGAGUCUCUGCACAUCGACUUUGCUGCGCCUGUACAAGCUUCACAGCGAGGGAGGCGUCGGAGACAGUCACAGGGCGAUGCUAUGGACAUCGACGGCGUGCAGCCCGGCCAUUUCGCAUCUACGCAGCCCGAAACACCUAUCGCGGAUGUUCCCUUCGACUGGGAAGCACCACCACGGCUAGGAGCUGCAGGAAUUUCAGCAUCUCAGCCCCUGACUAUCCACGACCAAACUGCAGCAGCCGCAACGACGAGUGCGAGAAACGCAGGCGUCGAUAUACAGGAUCUUUUCUCCGAAGAUCCAUCCAUGUCGCAGUUCUCCGCCACGCCUUCCGUGCCAUUGACACUAACCCAAGUAGCACGGCAAUUCAACCACAUCGUGCCAGCGCACUCCUUAGCGCGGUUCAUGUCUCUGCUCACGUUCGGACAGCUACUUCCGAUGCUUAUGUCUGCGCUGCAUAGGCUCAAUAUCCCCGCUGUACCACCUAGUCAGGCGGCUUUAGACGGCCGUGAGCAGACUGUCCCGAUACGAAUUAAGACUCUGGACGCUAGGCAUCAGCUUUUGCAAGGCAAUGUGCUCGUCGAGAAGAUUCGUCUACAAGGGAAUGCUGCCACGGGGACUGGCGGAGUAGAGGUGCUCGAGGUGAGAUUUAUUAAAGCCAAGGGAGAUCCUUUAGAGUGGAGAAGACUGUUCAAGCAGGUUGCAGUUUUAUGUAAGGAUGGCAUUGUUGGUGCUGGGCAGCAGUAAUAGGGCGCGGCGCCGGAUCGGGAAGACACGCGUCAGGAGGGCCCCAAAUCUAAUACCGCAUGCACGGUGCAGGCUGGGCUAGACCCACAUACCGCUAGCCUGCCGCAACGGACUCGGUGAGAUGUGGUCGUCCGCUCCGUGGUACGCGUGACCGUAGAGAACGUGAUCUCGUCGUCGCCGCGCGUCGCGGUUGCUAGGUCGACGGUAAGGGUAGUAGUAGUAGUAGUAGUAGUAGUAUAGUGCGAUUCCCGCUAGCAUACUAAACAUCGAGAAU
Molecule: messenger RNA, 1921 nt
Organism: Pseudocercospora fijiensis CIRAD86
Lineage: Eukaryota; Fungi; Ascomycota; Dothideomycetes; Mycosphaerellales; Mycosphaerellaceae
Exons: 2
Coding region: 1-1647 (548 amino acids)
Biological process (GO): mitotic G2 DNA damage checkpoint signaling; protein phosphorylation
Cellular component (GO): cytoplasm; nucleus; site of double-strand break
Molecular function (GO): protein kinase activity; ATP binding
Source: RefSeq, a predicted model, not a curated record